This is a messenger RNA of Cicer arietinum (chickpea), 1086 nucleotides long. Its product is annotated as dirigent protein 17. The record is from RefSeq and is a predicted model, not a curated record. NCBI's taxonomy places the organism in Eukaryota, Viridiplantae, Streptophyta, Magnoliopsida, Fabales, Fabaceae.
GAAGACAGAAGUGGAACGAUGCGUUUAACCCGAGAGGGGUACAGUGCGGCCAAAUCGUUUCUACUGUCAUCGUCGCCACCGUAUUAGGGUUUUCAGAGUUGCAUCUUCGGAAGCCAUAUGCUUCCGUUACGCAAUUAAAACUGCACUUUGAAAAUCCCACAUUUUGAUAGGCGUAACGAUACAGCAGAACACCGCAAUUCCUUCAAAACCUUCUUCUCGGGUACUCGCCACAUCAAAAUAAGGCUUCAAUUUUACGGUUUCUGUUUGAAAUGGAAGAGAACGGAAAUAAGCAGGAAUCGAAUGCUUCUGCAACUGGGGUUUAUGAGUUACCUGGAGAGCCUGCUGUUGUGAUUAACGGGGUGCCUGAAAUAGUACCCGGUUGCAGCGCUGUUCCUUCCGGUAAUGCUUCGAGCAUUGUUGGAACACAUGGGAAUUUGGGUUUGGGCGAAUGGUUCGUAGGGAGGGACGUCCUAAAGUUGUUUAAGGGAAAUUAUUUCUCGGGUAAAGUAACUGAUUAUGAGAAAGAAUCUGGGUGGUAUAGGGUUCUAUAUGAAGAUGGUGACUCUGAAGAUCUUGAUUGGCAGGAGUUGAAGGAGGUUCUUCGUCCUUUGGAUGUUACAAUCUCACUUAAGACAUUGGCGCAGAGGGUUAUUCGAAAAAGUAAGAAACCUAUUCAUAAAUCUGGAAAGAAUGGUGACCAUUCAGAAAAUCUCCAAACCAAAAAGAGGAGAACAAAAGGAUACUAGAUUUGACUAUACUUGUUUAGCAAGAGGCUUUAAUUGAAAAUUUUGUGUUUUGUAGAUAUAUCAAUAUAAAGCAAGGAAUUAAAGGAUUUGAAAUUGAUCAGCUGAAAGAGCAAUUAGGAAAUUGGUGCUGAUGGACCAUACAAAUAUUGUUGUACUUGUAGCAAUAGGAUUAUUGUUGUUUUGUAGUUAAGGAAUUUGUCCCUAGGAAAAUUCAAAAAAUUGUUGCAAUAGUGAUUGAUAUUAAUGUUGUAACAGAGGAAUUACAUUGAUAUAACAGCAUCAACAAUAUUUUCUAUGAUGAUUUGUGCAAGUGUGAUAUAAUUGUAAGAUAUGAAACAAA